This is a messenger RNA of Anolis sagrei ordinatus, 4767 nucleotides long. RefSeq names its product ADAM metallopeptidase with thrombospondin type 1 motif 19 (gene ADAMTS19). The record is from RefSeq and is a predicted model, not a curated record. Gene Ontology annotation, biological process: proteolysis; extracellular matrix organization. Gene Ontology annotation, cellular component: extracellular matrix. Gene Ontology annotation, molecular function: metalloendopeptidase activity. Lineage: Eukaryota; Metazoa; Chordata; Lepidosauria; Squamata; Anolidae.
CUUUUAGCCCUCCUCCGCCCCUUUCCCACCCAGGGAGAGCGCGCGGCGGCGGAGGCGGGUUGGGGAGACACCACUGCGGGGAGGCGCUGGCCACCCUCUCGCUCUCGCCUUCCCUCUCUCCUCCUCGGCCCGGACCUGCGGCGCCCACUUCCAGCCUUCCUCUCGCCCGCCUCGCUUCCGUGCCCUUUCCUCCUGCUUCUCCCUUCGCGCGGAAAGGGCGCCUUUGCUCUUGCAGCAGGUCACGCCUCUGGUUCAUUCAGGGCGAGAGGCGAGGCGAGAAGAGGCACCGGGCGGGCUCCCCUCGACUGAGCUCCGGCUUCUCCCUCCUCCUCCUCCUCCUCCUCCUCUGCCUCGGCUCCAAACUCUGGCGCCCGCUUUUGCCUUGCCUUUCCCCCUCCGCUUUCCCCUCCAGUGCCUUGGCCAAGCACGUCGGGGCGGGCAGGCUGGCUUUGCCCGAGAAGCCUGUAAGACUGAGCGGCCCCAAGCGUGUAUACACGUAGAGGGAUAAAUCCGCAGCAAAGCCACCAGAAAGAAGACCAGGAGGAGGAGAAGGGGGUUGAUCCUGCCCUUUUCCCUCCUCAGAGUUGGAUGGGGGCGAGAAGGGGAAUGCGACUGAGCCAUCUUUGGUGCCUCUUCUCUCAGCUGUGUUUCCUGUCAAAUGGGAUCACUUCAGGUCUGCAACCUCUGGGAGACUCUGAGGAGUGGGAGAUUGUCUACCCAGCACUGUGGAGCAGGGACCAACAGGAACCCAUAGGAGGCAGUGGUGCGGGAGGCAGCUGCAGUCCCGAUGGAAACUGUGGAAAUAGCAGCAGCAAUAUUAGUGCUACCUCUGCAUCCACUCAGGUGGUGGGCAGCUCUCGUGAGGUCCGCUCGGUUUCUUUCUCAUCUAACAGGCAGUUCCAGCCAGUUGGGGAGACUUCCGAGGAUGAGGUCUCAGAGGACGAAUAUGAAUCUCAGGAGUUCUAUCACUGGUCUCAGGGAUCUAAUGCUACUUCUCAGCUACCACCUCCUCCACCUUUAUCUUCUUCCCCAGAGGAUGGGGAUGAGGUGCUGCUGAGAAUACCAGCUUUCGCUCAGGAGCUCUAUCUGCUGCUCAAGAGAGACAGUCGCUUCCUGGCACCAGGUUUUGCUGUGGAAGAACGACUAAAGAGUGAGAGGAGGAGUCUUCCAUAUUCUGCCAAGACCCACACAGAGAGAUCAUGUUACUACAGUGGGUCUGUGCUACAUUACCCUGGCUCCUUUGCUUCCUUCAGCACUUGUGGUGGUUUGAUGGGUUUUUUGCAGAUGAAUGACGACUUCAUAUUUAUUGAACCACUCAAUCACACAUUGGCUGUGACAGGUCAUGCACAUCGAGUAUACAGACGUAAAAGGUCCAUACAUGAGAGAGCCACUGAAAAUCCCACUUCUCAUAGUCAGUACUGUGGUGUUCUUACUGAGAAAAGAAGAGCCAAAGGUCAAAAGAGAACAGAGAGUGGAAGAGGAAAGAGAUAUUCCUAUAAAUUACCUCAAGAAUAUAAUGUGGAGACUGUGGUAGUUGCGGACCCAGCUAUGGUUUCAUAUCAUGGAGCAGAUGCAGCAAGAAGAUUUAUUCUAACAAUUCUAAACAUGGUGUUUAACCUUUUUCAACAUAAGAGCCUUGGAGUUCAAGUGAGCCUUCGAGUAACUAAGCUUGUUCUGCUUCAUGAGACUCCAGCAGAUAUGUAUAUUGGACAUCAUGGUGAAAAAAUGCUGGAGAGUUUUUGUAAAUGGCAGCAUGAAGAAUUUGGUAAGAAAAAUGAUAUCCAUUUAGAGAUGUCAACAAGCUGGGGUGAAGAUGUGUCACCAGUUGAUGCAGCCAUAUUAAUUACCAGGAAGGAUUUCUGUGUACAUAAAGAUGAACCAUGUGAUACUGUCGGAAUUGCUUAUCUAAAUGGGAUGUGCAGUGAAAAACGAAAAUGUAUUAUUGCAGAAGAUAAUGGCCUGAAUCUUGCCUUUACUAUUGCUCAUGAAAUGGGUCACAACAUGGGAAUAAAUCAUGACAAUGACCACCCAUCUUGUGCAGAUGGUCUCCAUAUCAUGUCUGGAGAAUGGAUCAAAGGACAGAAUCUUGGAGAUGUUUCAUGGUCCCGGUGCAGCAGGGAAGAUCUGGAAAGAUUUCUCAGGUCAAAGGCCAGUAACUGUUUGCUUCAGACUAAUCCCCAGAGCAUCAAUUCUGUGAUUAUUCCUUCAAAAGUGCCAGGGAUGACGUACACUGCAGAUGAACAGUGUCAGAUUCUCUUUGGACCAACAGCUUCUUUUUGCCAAGAAAUGCAGCAUGUCAUUUGCACUGGUCUAUGGUGUAAAGUGGAAGGGGAGAAGGAAUGUAAAACUAAGCUGGAUCCACCAAUGGAUGGAACUGAUUGUGACACUGGAAAGUGGUGUAAGGCUGGAGAAUGUAGCAGUAAGACAUCUUUCCCUGGACACAUGGAGGCAGAAUGGAGUACAUGGAGCACUUGCAGCAGAACCUGCAAUACUGGAAUCAGCAGCCGACAACGUAGAUGCUCCGGUUCAGUUCAUGAUGGAAGAGAAUGCUAUGACUCAAGAAUACAAUAUAAAAUAUGUGAGAAUCCUUCUUGUCCUCUUGGAGCACCUGCAUUCAGGGACUGGCAGUGUCAGGUCUUCAGUGUGAGGCCAUCCUACCAAAAACAUGUACAGCAAUGGCAGGCUGUGAUAGAUGAAGAAAAACCUUGUGCGUUAUUUUGUUCUCCAAAUGGAAAAGAUCAGCCUAUACUAGUAACAGAAAAAGUGAUGGAUGGAACUCCAUGUGGCCAUCAGGAACACGAUAUAUGUGCAAAUGGCAGAUGUCAGAAGUUUGGAUGUGAUGGCAUAUUGGGGUCUUUGACAUGGGAAGAUCACUGUGGUGUCUGCAAUGGAGAUGGAAAAUCAUGUAGAGUUGUUAAAGGAGAUUUUAAUCAUACCCGAGGAGCAGGUUAUGUAGAAGCAUUGGUGAUACCUGCAGGAGCAAGAAGAAUCAAAGUAGUGGAAGAAAAACCAGCUCACAGCUACUUAGCUCUUCGAGAUACUGGCAAACAGUCUAUUAAUAGUGACUGGAAGAUAGAACAUUCUGGAACAUUCAACAUUGCUGGUACCACUGUCCAAUAUGUUAGGAGAGGUCUGUGGGAGAAGAUCUCUGCUAAAGGUCCAACAACCUCACCUUUACAUUUAUUGGUGCUCCUUUUUCAAGAUCAAAAUUAUGGGCUACACUAUGAAUACACUAUUCCCUUGGACCCCAUCCCUGAGAACCAGAGCUCAAAAGUAUCUGAACCACUUUUUAUGUGGACACAUUCAGGUUGGGAGGACUGUGAUGCUGUAUGUGGAGGAGGAGAAAGAAAGACAACAGUAUCUUGCACAAAGAUUAUGAAUAAGAAUAUCAGUUUUGUGGACAACAGGAAAUGCAAAUAUUUAACAAAACCUGAGCCACAAGUCCGAAAGUGCAAUGAACAGCCGUGCCAGACAAGAUGGAUGAUGACGGAAUGGACACCAUGCUCAAGGACAUGCGGGAAGGGAACUCAGAAUAGACAGGUAGCUUGUACUCAGCAACUUAGAAAUGGGACCUUGAUCCGAGCCCAGGAGAGGGACUGUGUCAUCCCCAAACCCAAUGCAGCUCAGCGUUGUGAAGGUCAAGACUGCAUGACAGUGUGGGAGGCUGGAGUGUGGUCAGAGUGUUCAGUAAAAUGUGGAAAAGGUGUACGACAUCGGACUGUGAGAUGCACCAAUCCUCGGAAGAAGUGUGUUUUGUCUACAAGGCCCAGAGAAGCAGAAGACUGUGAAGAUUACUCCAAAUGCUAUGUUUGGAGAAUGGGUGACUGGUCUAAGUGUUCUAUCACCUGUGGCAAAGGUAUGCAAUCCCGGGUAAUCCAGUGCAUGCACAAGAUCACAGGAAGGCAUGGCAAUGAGUGUUUUUCCUCUGAAAAGCCUGCAGCCUACAGACCCUGCCACCUGCAGCCCUGUAAUGAAAAAAUCAAUGUGAACACAAUUACAUCUCCUAGGUUAGCUGCCUUAACGUUCAAGUGUCUGGGAGACCAAUGGCCUGUAUACUGCCGCGUGAUACGGGAGAAGAACCUCUGUCAGGACAUGAGGUGGUAUCAGCGUUGCUGUGAGACGUGCAGGGACUUUUAUGCGCAGAAAAUGCAGCAAAGGAGUUGACCUCUGGCAGGCAGUCUGGUUAGCUCUCAGCUCUUCACAGUCACAUUAUUUAUAAACACACCCCCAAGCACGCUUCUUCAGACCAAAUAUUAUCAGAUUACAUAUAAUUUAAUCAAAUUAAUUUAUUUUUUGCCUGCCAAGACUUUUUUUUUUGUUUUAUGCUCAGAGUUUCCAUGAUUAAUUUUUAUAUGAAUUAUUUUGGAUACAUUUAUCAGAAUUUUUUUUUUAAAAAAAAUACUAUUUUAAAUGUUUAUAUUCAGUACAGUAAACACUUUUCCCGUUCCCAAGCCCCAAAGAGGAAGAGGUAGCAAAAUACUGUCCAUGGUUAGGUGUGCUGGAUGGGAUCACUUAUAACAAGUGUGACUUCAGCACACAUAACUGUUCACUUCAUUGUUCCUGGUAAGAAGCCAUCAUGUUUCCCUAAAUUUACUUUUUUAAGGUGAUUUUUUUUGCUGUAUCCAAGAAAUGAAAUUCACUUUAUUUUAUGAUGAUAUAUUGGUGCUCAGAGUCAGAUUGACCUCAGAUAUUUUUGCAACAGGUUUUGAUGUGAGUUAAGCUAAAAACAUUAAACAGGUUAUAUUACAGAAUGUAUUAGGAAAACAA